CAAGUGGAGUAAAUAAGGUGCAGAUUGAGACCCACCCAAAAGGUUGUGCAAAACAGCUAAAAUUUUUAACGGCAAUUUGCAGUGACUUGUAGUCGUAGGAGGCGUGAAUGUUCUGCAACGAACUAUAAUUUUAAAAACAAGGCCACCAAGCAGACGGCGAAAGAGGGAGGGUGGUGGAAAGGCACCCUUUUCUGAGUUGUUCCCGCCAUUAAAAUAAUGCCCUCCCAACGCCCUUUCCAAUUUAAAAAUUUUCUGAAAAAGGGUCUUCCAUGCACUCGGCGGCCAUGGCCAAAUCAUGGCCCCAAUCCCCUUUUGAUCCUUUUCCUUUUAUUACGAGAUUGAAGGGUCCCUUGUUUCUCUGUUCCGGUCGAACAGCACCAUCCGGUCCAUGCAUCAGCAGAGCAAUUCCCCCUUCCAUCCCUGCUGCUUCUGUGACGUGAUCUUUCAGGUUCUCGAUUGCUCUGCCUCUAUGGUUUCGCCAGCCGUUGCUCGGCGCGCUACGAUGUAUGGAGAACAUGUGGUUAGUGAUGGCAGAGUUGCUUUGGUCGGUCACUAAUCAACCAUUGGUCAACAACUUGUUGCUGAAUCAUGCCUCAGCUGGCCCAUAUAUGUGAAGCCUGUGCUUAUCCAACAGAAACACAGAGCUUUCCAUGUCCAGAAAGCCUAGUCCAACUAAGGCCCGGGUUGUGAAGUGAGAGCAGUAAAUGGGGGCCAUACUACAUUUUUUUGACCUUAAUCAAACUGGCAAAUCAGGGAAGCAAUUGAUGCAUGCAAGACAUUUCGAAGGGCCGGAAGCUCCAAGAAACAGCUUAGAGCUCCCAUUGGAUGCAUCCCAGAGCUUAUUUUCUAAGGAUGAAAGUAUACCGUAUUCUUACCAAGUGAAGCACCCGUCUACAAAAAAUGAGCUUUGUCAAAGUGGAACCCCCAUGAAGCUAUUGAUAGACAGGGAGAUAUCAAAGGAACCUGAGAUCAAACAAUGUGUACCCAGUGUUGUAGCUCGUUUAAUGGGUCUAGACAAGUUCCCAACAGAUUCAAAAUUACCUACAUAUGAACCAAACUAUGGUUUGGGUUCAGGAAAAGCAACAGUAACUAAGGAACUAACGGUUCCAAGGGAAAUUAACCACAGAAAACGGGAUGCACUUUUUAGCAGAAAGAAACAAAAGUCGCAUGAUUCUGGAACCAGCUCAAAGUUGUCAAAAUCUCUAGUUGGUGAUCAUCCCCAAGAGCAGGAAUUACAAAAUUUCAAAAAGGAAUUUGAAGCAUGGCAAGCAUCCAAAGUCUGGGAAAGCUCAAGAGGUUGUGGGUUUGACCUUAGAAAUGGAUUUUGGUAUGAUCAACGAGCUAUUGCACAAGAAAGUCUGAACAAGGAAAAGUUGGCUCGAUAUACAGAUGCUAAAAGAAAUAGAACUUAUGAAAAGCCUCCAGAAAUAGGCUACUAUACUCCAAGCAGAUUGGAGACCAGCGUGCAGCCAGAGACAGACUUUCAAGGCAAUAAAAGUAGCUUAUACCAAGGAAACCAAUUGGAGACGUUCUCCAUGUGGAAUGGUAAUAGAAGCAUUAAGUAUGAUCGAACUCAUUCUGUGGAAUAUGAGGAACAGCAAACUAGCGCAUUACCUACAAAAAUAGUCAUACUAAAGCCUGGACCUGAAAGGUUUGACGACUGUGAUGAGUCCAAAUCUCUUUCGGAAAGUGCCAUAGAAGAAGAAGAAGAAGAAGGAAGCAUUGAGGAUUUUCUCAAAGAGGUCAAGGAAAGGCUUAUACUUGGAAUGAGGGGCAAUUCUGUAAAACAUAUCAAGCAACAAAACAAUGAGAUCAGUUCCUUCUGUGGUAGGCCAACUAAUCCAAAGGAAAUUGCUCAGAAAAUAGCAAAGCAAGUAAGAGAAAGUGUUACAAGAGAUAUGAGCUUACUUAGGUCAGAAUCUAUGAGGUCACAGAACAGUGAUUUUCAGGUUGGUACACCAGGUUCCCCUGAACUUAUUAACAGAGAUGCACGAAAGUUCCUAUCUGAAAGACUGAGGAAUGUGCUAAAUGGUGACACAGACAUAAACAUGCAUAAGAUGGCUAAGGAGGGGCCAAGGACUUCCAUCUUCCAGGAAGGGCCACUACCAAUAGGUCCAGACUUUUCAGAGGCAACAAAGAAUGUCGGUCAUCUGAACCGCAUGCAAGACAUGGCUGGACUGAAGGCUAGAUCCUUCAGACAUGACUUGAAGAAUGAAAUAAAAUUCAACCACGAUGACUUAUCACCAAGGAACCUAAUCCGAUCUAUGUCAGCUCCAGUAUCAGGAGCAGCAUUUGGCAAGCUUCUCUUGGAGGAUCAGCCGAUUCUGACGGGGGCCCAUAUCAGAAGGAAGCAAGAAAUGGUUGAUAAUGUUUCCACAGAACUAAGAAAGAAGAAGAAAAGUAGAUUCAACUUCAAAGGAACAGUGUCAAGCUUGAGAUAUAGUUUGACUCUCAGAGGAAAGCUUUUUAGCAAGAGGAUACAAUCAGUGGAGAGAGGAGUAGAUGAAUUUGGCUUAACCAAAACUGCUCUGACCUUGACCAUCCCAUCACUUAACAGAAAUCUGAACGUGCAGGAAAACUCAACCGAGGUACCACCAAGCCCUGCUUCUGCAUGCAGUGAUGGCCAAGAGGGACUCUUCAGUGGCCUGACGAAUCAUACAAGCCCAGUUUCAACUCUUGAUGUGCCUUUCAGUGAAGAUCUUUCCGUGUCCGAUGCCUUCCAAGAGAUCAGUUCUAACCUCCAAGACUUGAAGCAGCAGAUAGACCAGCUUGGCGUUAACGAGACUGAUGUGGCAUCACAAGAUGGUAGGGAGGAAGAUAUUAUUCAGCUAGAAGCAGAAGAGGAGUUAGAAGGAGGACCAGAAGUUUAUCUGAGAGAUGUACUUGGUGCUGCAGGUAUUUUUGAGGGUUUGGAUGGGAUUGUAUCAAUGUGGGAUUCCAAUUCUGCCCCUAUUAGGAGGUGGGUUUUUGAGGACGUUGAAGAAGCUUACAGGAAAAAAGGCAAGCAACGUCAGGGUUCCAUCCAGGAUCCAAGCAAUAGCAGUUUGGAGCGUAAGCUUCUCUUUGAUUUAUUGAAUGAAGCUCUAGAAUCUAAACUAAGCUUGUUGGGGUCAGACGUUACUUUAAGUAAAAGCCUUGUGGGAUCAACAAUGAUGCUUCCAAGCAGCAAGCAGUUAAUUGAUGAUGUCUGUGCUACUGUGAACAUGUCUACUCACCCAUCAUUCAUGGGAAAUGAAACAAUACAAGGUAUUACUAUUAAGGACUUUGAGACAACUCUAUGGAUGAGAAUGAUGCAAGGUGAUGUUCACUCGAUGGGAAGGGACAUGGAGAAAAUUAUCCUGAAUGAGUUAGUUGAAGAGGCUGUAAUUGAGUUCUGCUGUUAAUCAUGCAUGGUAUUGGGGAUGCUACCCCCCACCCCAUGAGAUCAUAAAUUGCGUUGGGGAGGAAGAGAGAGAGAGAGUCCUAUAAGUUUGAUUGUUUAAUCAAUUGUUUCCGGUGAUUAAUGAAUGUUGUAAUUUUUUAUCAAAUGUUAAUAAAUAAAUGCAAUUUAACUGAA
Molecule: messenger RNA, 3556 nt
Organism: Nymphaea colorata (pocket water lily)
Lineage: Eukaryota; Viridiplantae; Streptophyta; Magnoliopsida; Nymphaeales; Nymphaeaceae
Exons: 7
Coding region: 705-3383 (892 amino acids)
Source: RefSeq, a predicted model, not a curated record